Molecule: messenger RNA, 710 nt
Organism: Drosophila grimshawi
Lineage: Eukaryota; Metazoa; Arthropoda; Insecta; Diptera; Drosophilidae
Gene: Cypl
Product: peptidyl-prolyl cis-trans isomerase-like 1
Exons: 3
Coding region: 146-667 (173 amino acids)
Biological process (GO): protein peptidyl-prolyl isomerization; protein folding
Cellular component (GO): catalytic step 2 spliceosome
Molecular function (GO): peptidyl-prolyl cis-trans isomerase activity
Source: RefSeq, a predicted model, not a curated record
ACUGAUUUAUCGAAGGCUAACAAUCGAUAAUUUAUUAACCUGCCGCCACAAACACAAGAGAGCUGUAGCACCAAAAUAACAAAUAGUUUGUCGUCUUCUUUUUUACAAUAUAAAUAUACAAUACAAUUUUAAUCAAUUGUUAAUAAUGUUGGUAAAUCCUGCAGCUGGAAGUGUGCCCGAUAAAGCGUGGCAGCCGCAUUUCGUGACGCUGGAAACAACCAUGGGCGAAAUAACCGUGGAAUUGUAUUGGAAACAUGCACCAAACACAUGUUAUAACUUUGCGGAGUUGUCCCGACGUGGUUACUACAACAACGUGGUAUUCCAUCGCAUUAUUCGCGACUUUAUGAUACAGGGUGGCGAUCCAACGGGAACAGGACGUGGCGGCGAUUCCGUUUAUGGUGCCGAGUUUGCGGACGAGCUGCACAGCGAUUUAAAGCACACCGGCGCCGGAAUUCUGUCCAUGGCCAACUCGGGCCCAGACACAAACGGUUCUCAGUUCUUCAUUACGCUUGCGCCCACACAGUGGCUGGACAACAAACACACCAUCUUUGGGCGGAUAUACACUGGCAUGGAGGUUGUUAAGCGCAUUGGCCUAGUGGAAACGGACAAGAAUGAUAGACCAGUAGAUCCGUUGAGAAUUAUCAAAGCAAAAGUCGAGAAACUGUAACACAAUACAGAAUUUCAAAUACAUCUCAUAUUAGGGCAAUUUA